This is a messenger RNA of Caenorhabditis briggsae, 1077 nucleotides long. The record is from RefSeq and is a predicted model, not a curated record. The coding region runs from base 1 to 1077 and encodes 358 amino acids. Gene Ontology annotation, cellular component: nucleus. NCBI's taxonomy places the organism in Eukaryota, Metazoa, Nematoda, Chromadorea, Rhabditida, Rhabditidae. Gene Ontology annotation, molecular function: protein serine/threonine kinase activity; ATP binding. The transcript has 3 exons. Gene Ontology annotation, biological process: protein phosphorylation; intracellular signal transduction.
AUGCUGAGGAGAAAUUCUUCUGCUCCACCAGUCACUAGACGACCAUCAAUGAACUCCGACUCAUCUUCAACUACAAUUAUCAAAUUCCCAUUUUUGGGGAAAGUGGAGAUUAGAAAAACUGCUAUGGUCACACCUCUCUCGCCAUCCAGAACCUCUAACCUUGAGCGUACCGCCUCUAGAAGCGUCAAGUAUCAAGUAGCCCCUCCGGAAAGAAAAAGAGCACAGUCAGUGUCUCGCUUAACCACCACAGAGAAGACUGCGACCCCAGUUACUACACCAAAACAAAUCCAUGGCUCUCUGAACAAUCUCAAGGAUGAGAAUCUUUACAAGUACUAUCCGGAUCCUCCACAAAAAGACCAUUACAUGAAGGUAAAGGAACUGGGUUACUGCAAAAACAAGCUAGUGAGAUUUUUUCUCAUGCAGAACACCCAAUGUCCAGACUGGGUCUUAGUCCAGAAGACCAUUCCAGUCGGCUUGGUGUCAACGAGAUUGAAGGAUGGAGUUCAUGUUGUUGAUGAAUUCCGACUACACAUGAAACUGAGUGAACUCCAACAUCCAAAUAUUCUCAAAAUGUUUUCCAUGAAAACCAUGGAAUUCUUCCACGAGUUGCGAAUGGAAUACGUCGAUGGCGGAAGUCUGAAAGACCAACUUUGCAAGAAUGCAUUCUUCACAGAACCCCAUGCGAGGGAGAUUUUCACUCAGCUCAUAGAUGCUGUGGCUUUCCUUCACAGAAGAAACAUUGCUCAUUUCGACAUUCAUCCAGGCAAUAUUUUUGUCACGCAAACAGGAAUCGUCAAGGUCGGAGGCUUUUGGAGGGCUCAGAUGUGCUUUGACAAAUUUGGGAAAAUCCCCCAAACAUACGACGGAGUACGGGGACACAAAGCUUACGCAGCUCCUGAGUGCUACAGAAAAAGAAAAACUGCAAGAUAUUUGGCACCACCUGUGGAUAACUGGGCAUGUGGAAUUGUACUGCUCACAAUGUUGACUAACAAUCUUCCAUGGCUCAAAGCAGAGAACGCCAAAAAUCCAUCAUCGGCUAUUCGUCGUGUGGCAAGCAACCCAAAUUGGAAGCAAUAA